AGUCGUCCGAGGAGUCGUGAACAACUCUUGAACCAGGGUCACCUUUUUCUUAUUUAUAAAGAUGUUAUGUACCAUUUUAAUGACAUUUAUGGUUAAUUGAAUAGAUGUUUUGUGGUUUGUGGCAGCUGUAGGUUUGUCUGUGUGGUAAUGUAAACCCUGUAUUAGCCCAUUAGACAGAUGACAGUGGCAGGGUGUUGCAGGGUGUUGUUUGUUCGCUGCUCAGUGAUAAGAGAUGCUGCUGACAGGCGGCUGUCAGUCGCAGAUAAUAACCGCCUGAACUCGACAAUGAACUGACAAUGGCUACAAACUAACUCCAAAAUAUAGGUGGACCUGAGGUGUAACCGCAACUACGCCAAAUCCAGCACUGUCUCUAAAGAAAUAUUUUGUCAUUGCGUGGAAUUGUUUCAUCUCUGGAAAUGCGAUUUUUAAUUCGAUGGACCAAUGGAGUGUGUUUGUCAAAGCUGAAAGUGGGCAGCUCCUCCAGACGGUUAUGGCUUGACCACCGCCUAAAGCUCUCCACGACCUUUGGCAGAAAAGGAUUGUUGUCCUUCGCCUGGAGCCAACACAGAGGUCCCCCAGUCCUCUGUUUACACAGGACUGCCCCCCACACACCUGUUGCCUUUACCAGAUCUUUUGCACAAUAUGAAUCGGAGAAGUCUGAAGAAAAACCUGAUCCAGCAAAAUCAAUUGUUCCAUUGGAAGAUGUCAGAAGAAUUUUAAAACUUGCCUAUCCAGAGAGAUGGAAACUUGCAGCUGCUGUAGGGUUCUUGUCCAUCUCCAGUGCAGUCACCAUGUCGGCUCCCUUUUUCCUGGGUAAAGUCAUUGACACUAUUUACUCCACUGGCUCAGACACAGAGACAAUGGCAGCAUCGCUCACAUCCCUGUGUCUCAUGCUCACCGGUGUGUUUCUCUGUGGUGGAGCCGCUAAUGCUGCCCGUGUGUACCUCAUGCAAACUUCUGGUCAACAGAUUGUACGUAAUCUCCGCGACUCAGUCUUCUCCUCCAUUCUGAGGCAGGAAGUGGCCUUUUUCGACAGGAAUAGGACUGGGGAACUUAUCAACCGCCUCUCCGCUGACACCACUGUGGUUGGUCGCUCAAUCACGGACAAUAUGUCUGACGGUUUGAGGGCAGUUGCUCAAGCAGCUGCAGGUGUCAGUAUGAUGUUCUAUGUGUCUCCCAGUCUCGCAAGCUUUGUACUGCUGAUCGUCCCUCCGGUGGCAGUCCUUGCAGUCAUUUAUGGCAGAUAUCUUCGGUCAAUCUCCAAAAAAACACAGGAUGCACUUGCCCAGGCAACACAGUUGGCAGAGGAGAGAAUCGGCAACAUCCGAACAGUUCGAGCAUUUGGUAAAGAGCUUUCGGAGGUCGUCACAUACUCCCAAAGAACGGACAGUGUCCUCAGUUUGGCUAAGAAGGAGGCAAUGCUCAGAGCUGGCUUCUUUGGCGUGACUGGCCUCAGUGGAAACAUCAUGAUCCUAUCCGUGCUUUAUAAAGGAGGACUUUUGAUGGCCAGCCAACACAUGACAGUGGGGGAACUCUCCUCUUUCCUCAUGUACACGUUCUGGGUCGGCAUUAGUGUUGCAGGCCUCAGCACUUUCUACUCUGAACUGAUGAAGGGUUUUGGAGCAGGUGCAAGACUGUGGCAACUGCUGGACAGGACCCCGGAACUUCCUUUAAACGAAGGCCUGGUCCUGGAUGAUCAUAAGCUGAAAGGGCUUCUGGAGUUUUCGAAUAUCACUUUUGCCUAUCCCACGCGAAAGGAAGCCCCGAUCUUCCAGAACCUCAGUCUGCUGGUGCCCGCAGGUUCUGUCAUGGCUGUUGUGGGUCCGAGUGGUUCAGGAAAAUCCACUUUGGUCUCACUCCUCCUCAGACUAUAUGAUCCUGAUACUGGCUUUAUUACACUAGAUGGCCAUGACAUCAGAGAUCUCAACCCUUACUGGCUCCGGAGUAACAUAGGAACAGUAAGCCAGGAGCCUGUGUUGUUUUCUUGUUCGAUCAGAGACAAUAUAACAUAUGGUGCUCCAGAGCCAAGCGCUGUAACAACAGAAGAGAUCUAUCAAGUGGCCAGAGCUGCAAAUGCAUUUGAUUUCAUUCAGGCCUUUCCAAAUGGCUUUGACACAAUAGUGGGAGAGAAAGGAGUAUUGCUGUCAGGUGGACAGAAGCAGAGGAUAGCUAUAGCCCGAGCACUGCUUAAGAAUCCCAAGAUCUUGCUCUUAGAUGAAGCUACAAGUGCUUUAGAUGCAGAAAAUGAGUUCUUAGUUCAAGAGGCCUUGGAGCGUUUGAUGGAAGGAAGAACUGUCUUGAUUAUUGCACACCGCCUCUCCACUAUCCAAAAUGCUAAUGCUGUAGCUGUUCUGGACCAGCAGCGGAUUGCAGAGGUCGGCCAGCACAGAGAGCUGCUCAGUAACAGAGAGGGACUGUACAGGAGACUGAUGGAAAAGCAAGCAUUUCUACAAGAAGAGCAGAAACGAGCCCUGAGUUAAGAGCACACAGCUUAAAUACAAACUGUAUUUAUGAUGCUCAUAUAACAUGACAAAUGACAUCAGUUGGGACAACAACAAACAAAAAUUAGCUUUAAAACUACCAUGGAAAAACUUUGACUACUACAGAUUGUAGCAUUAGUUGGAAAUCACAAUACACAUAGCAACUGUCUAUUGUGGGUUCAAAUUAGGAAAAAUAAGUGUUGUCAAUUUUUUAACUCAAGGAGUGAAGUCAAAUCACUGUCUGUGCCAUUAGUGAACACAGUGUAGAUUCAGAUAAUAGUUUCUUAAUUUAUAAAGUAUAUAAUGAUGCCUAUAUAUUUGUGAUGUUAAAACUUGCACUAUUUUUAGGGGAUAUAGAGAUGUAGAUAAUUUAACUCAAGCAGCUAUGGUUUAUUAUUCAGUUGUGUUAAACUGAACUAAACACUAUUUUGCUUUAAUAUAGUAUAUCAUAGAUUUAUAUGUACUGGUAUAUUUAUGAGAAAGUGUCCAUGCAAAAGACAAUGACAUGUUCAUUAGGUAGUCCUAUGUUUCUACUUUUACUAAGAAAAGUAGAAAUGCAGGUCAAAAUAAUUAACAAUCUGUGGGUUAAUAAACAGUUUAAGUGAUUCUUGUAAUGACUGUAGCAAAAGAAAAAUUCAAUUCUGUCAACUGGACAAAGGUUUUAGAGUGAAGACGUUUGGCCGCUCAUCCAAGCAGCUUCUUCAGUUCUGGUCAAAUUGCUGGUGAACACUGCCUUAUAUAUAUUUGAAAGGAGGAGCUAAGUCUAAAACUUUUGUCCAGAAUCUUGAACUCAAUGCUUUGCUUUUGUAAACAGAAGGUUUAAAUGUAAAUUGAAUGCGUUCUUUUUGAUGUAGGAACAAUAAUUUGUUAACCACACUUCUGUUUUAAAAAUGUUUAAAGGUGCUUUUUUAUUCAAAGAAUACAAGCUUUAUUGUAAUGUCAAUAAAAAGGAAUAUGAAGACUUAUGCC
Periophthalmus magnuspinnatus is the source of this 3449-nucleotide messenger RNA. RefSeq names its product ATP-binding cassette, sub-family B (MDR/TAP), member 10 (gene abcb10). Gene Ontology annotation, biological process: transmembrane transport. Lineage: Eukaryota; Metazoa; Chordata; Actinopteri; Gobiiformes; Gobiidae. Gene Ontology annotation, molecular function: ABC-type oligopeptide transporter activity; ATP binding; ATP hydrolysis activity. The record is from RefSeq and is a predicted model, not a curated record. Gene Ontology annotation, cellular component: membrane. The transcript is spliced from 14 exons. The coding region runs from base 417 to 2480 and encodes 687 amino acids.